Molecule: messenger RNA, 1790 nt
Organism: Paramisgurnus dabryanus
Lineage: Eukaryota; Metazoa; Chordata; Actinopteri; Cypriniformes; Cobitidae
Source: RefSeq, a predicted model, not a curated record
GUCUGUUUAGUCUCACUACAGCUGUGUGUUAAUAUCUUUUACUAUGGCUUUAGUCGAAACACUUCUCCUGAAUGUCUCCAGCACAGGAGCUUUACUCGCUGCUCUUCUGCUGCUUUUGGUUAUUUAUUUCUGCUUCAGGUCUCCAGAAGAUGACCAAGAACCUCCAGGACCCAAACCACUGCCACUCGUGGGAAACCUGCACCUUCUGGACCUUAAACAACUUCAUGUGAGCCUCUGCAAUUUAUCAAAGAAAUAUGGGUCAGUGUUCAAAGUUCAUCUUGGACCCAAAAAGAUUGUGGUUUUGGCCGGAUACAAGACGGUUAAACAAGCACUGGUGAACCAGGCUGACGAAUUCGGGGAAAGAGACAUAACACCCAUAUUCCAAGACAUCAGUAAAGGACACGGAAUUGCCUUUACAAAUGGUGAUAGGUGGAAAACCAUGAGAAGAUUUGCUCUCUCAACUCUUCGAGACUUUGGGAUGGGAAAGAAACUGAGCGAAGAGAAAAUUAUUCAGGAGACGCGAUAUCUGCUGGAAGUGUUUGAGACCUUCCAAGGAAAUCCUUUUGAUACAACCCAGCCAGUAAAUUAUGCCGUUUUUAACAUCAUCUCAGCUAUUGUUUGUGGAAAACGGUUUGAAUAUGAGGAUCCAAAGCUUAACGAAAUGAUUGACAGGGCAAACCAGAUCAUCCUCAUGUCCGGCUCUGCUGCCAUACAGAUCUACAACUUGUUUCCAGUGCUUAGACCUUGGCUGAAAACCUGGAGACUGCUAAUGGAAGGUCUGGAUAAAUACUAUGCUGAAAUGCAGGUUCUGGUGGAUCGCUUACGGGAGACCUUUAACCCUCUCGACUGCAGAGGAUUAGUUGAUGCCUUCCUCAUCCAAAAACAAAGCUUAGAGAAAUCUGGAGAAAAUGAUUCACAAUUUAAUGAUCUGAACCUGCUCAUGACUGUGUCCAACCUUUUUGCUGCCGGUACUGACACCACCGGCACAACGCUACGCUGGAGUUUACUGCUCAUGGCCAAAUAUCCUCACAUACAAGAUCGGGUUCAUGAGGAAAUUGACAGGGUGCUUGACGGACGUGAACCGGUUACAGAGGACAGGAAAAAUUUACCUUACACAGACGCUGUGAUCCAUGAAAUCCAGAGACUGGCGAAUUUAGUGCCCUUGAAUCUGCCACAUCAAACCAGCUGUGAUGUGAACUUCAAUGGAUAUCUCAUCAAGAAGGGGACGUGUGUUCUGCCACUGCUGACAUCUGUUUUGAGAGAUGAGAGCGAGUGGGAGACGCCUGAAACUUUCAACCCUGAACACUUCCUCAAUGAGAACGGUCAGCUGAUCAAACGUGACGCCUUCAUGCCCUUCUCUGCAGGACGCAGGAUUUGUUUAGGAGAGGGUUUGGCCAGGAUGGAGCUCUUUCUGUUCUUCACUUCUCUUCUUCAGUGUUUUCACUUCACUCCUCCACCUGGAGUCUCUGAAGAUGAAUUGGAUCUCACACCAGUUGUGGGUUUCGUCUUGAAUCCCUCACCACACAAACUGUGUGCAGUCAGUAGGGUAGAAAAACAAAAGGCAAAAUAACUAGUUAAAAAUACACCUCAUAAAGAUUGUUAAACAUAAAGACUCUUACAGUGGCAUCCAGUGACUUCUUUUUCGAGCGCACACUACUGCAAAGUUCACCAAAACGUGUUGCUCAUCAUGUCAAAAUAUGCAUUUGGUGGGUCAUGUGAACCUAUGUGCACCACACAUCAUGCAAAAAUAUGUGCCUGCUGCAGACGCUUCUAAAGGGUUUAUGAUAAAA